AUGGGAGAUAAUCCAUUAGAUAAUUAUUCACCUUUUGAUGAUGUUCAGGAUCCAGAAACAAAACCAAAACCAGCUCCAGUUCCUGCACCAUCUACAUCAAAUACACAAGAAGAUGAAGAUGAUAUCGCAAUUAGAGAAUACGAAAAGCGCCUUAACAUUCUAGAAUCACGUAUAAACGCGCAAGUAACUCAACUAGCAGUGGCACAAGAAACAGGAUUCGUUGGAAAUCCGCCAAAUUGGCCUGCUUUUUAUCCAUUAGUUCAUUUCGAUAUUGAAGAAGUCCCUCCGGGCUUACGCAGCUUUGUAAAUGAAGCAAUGUUCGGAUGGUGCUUAAUGUGCAUCGCAUUUGCCUUAAAUUGGCUUUCUUGCGUUUGUUUAUUAAAUGCCGGUGAUUCUGUUGGCUCACCAGGUACGAAAAUCAUAUUAUCUACAUUAUAUUUGUUUGUUGUUGUCCCAUUAUCAUUAGAUCUUACAGGUCUCGCUGUUUAUCGAGUCAUGAAAAUUGAACCAUCAACAUUUGCAUUCCUUAAAGUUCUUAUUUGCCUCUCCGCUGCAACACUAUUCGAAUUUAUCCUUGCAAUUGGCCUUGAUAGCAGUGGAAGCGUUGGUUUAAUUACAAUGCUCAAUUUGUUCUUCAACGGACAUUGGUUUAUUGGCAUACUUGGAAUCUUGACAACAGCAGCCCUUGGUUUGACGUGCGCAAAUCAUGGAAGACUCGUUCUCGGAAUCUGGAAGUAUUAUAGAGGCACAGAAGUUGGCGCGAACAUGGAGAAUGAUAUCAAGAAGAGUCUUGCUGUUAAGGUUGUCGAAGCCCUUAACAAAUCUCGCUCAAAUGACAACAACAAUAAUAAUAACAAUAACAACAACCAACAUUAA
Trichomonas vaginalis G3 is the source of this 876-nucleotide messenger RNA. Its product is annotated as protein transport. Gene Ontology annotation, cellular component: trans-Golgi network membrane; recycling endosome membrane. Gene Ontology annotation, biological process: protein transport. The transcript has a single exon. The record is from RefSeq and is a predicted model, not a curated record. Bases 1 to 876 code for a protein of 291 amino acids. Lineage: Eukaryota; Parabasalia; Trichomonadida; Trichomonadidae.